Molecule: messenger RNA, 1089 nt
Organism: Neomonachus schauinslandi (Hawaiian monk seal)
Lineage: Eukaryota; Metazoa; Chordata; Mammalia; Carnivora; Phocidae
Gene: MRPL24
Product: mitochondrial ribosomal protein L24
Exons: 6
Coding region: 348-998 (216 amino acids)
Biological process (GO): translation
Cellular component (GO): ribosome; mitochondrion
Molecular function (GO): RNA binding; structural constituent of ribosome
Source: RefSeq, a predicted model, not a curated record
GGGCCCGGGGGGAGGGAGGACGGCGCGCUCAGGGCGCAGGUGCGGGCGGCGCGGCUACGCGGCGGGAAGCGGAGGUGAGCGUGCGGUACCCAGGUGGUGGUGACCUCGCUGGGCUCGCCCGGGACCCGGGGCCGGGAAGGGCCUUCGUUUGCCCCGGCCGUGGCUCAGUCGGCUGCUUGGAGCGGGCUCCACACCCCGUGCGGGGCUUGAACUCAGGACCCUGAGAUUAAGAGUCACAUGCUCUCCCGACUGAGCCGGCCGGGAGCCCCUCUAUCCAUCUACUUCAGAGCUGACUAGGAAGGGUUCUGGAUCUUCCCUGGCCAGGGGAUUUCUUCCGGCCUCCAGCCAUGCGUCUCUCUGCCCUGCUGGCCUUGGCUUCCAAGGUCACUCUGCCCCGAGACUACCGCUAUGGGAUGAGCCGCCCAGGCUCUCUUGCAGACAGGAGGAAGAACCCUCCAGGGACCAGGCGGCGCCGGGUGGCUGUGGAACCCAUCUCUGACGAAGAAUGGCAUCUGUUCUGUGGGGACACGGUGGAGAUCCUCGAAGGCAAGGAUGCUGGGAAGCAAGGCAAAGUGGUUCAAGUCAUCCGGCAGCGCAACUGGGUGGUCCUGGAGGGACUGAAUACACACUACCGCUCUGUUGGCAGGACCGGGGAGGACCGGGGAACCAUGAUCCCUAGCGAAGCGCCCUUGCUCCACAACCAGGUCAAACUUGUGGACCCCGUGGACAGGAAGCCCACUGAGGUGGAAUGGAGAUUCACGGAGGCAGGAGAGCGGGUACGUGUCUCCUCAAGAUCAGGAAGAAUUAUCCCCAAACCUGAUUUUCCCAGAGCUGAUGGCAUCGUCCCUGAAACAUGGACCGAUGGUCCCAAAGACACCUCGGUGGAAGAUGCUCUAGAAAGAACCUAUGUGCCCCGUUUAAAGACACUGGAGGAGGAGGUGAUGGAGGCCAUGGGGAUCCAGGAGACUCGGAGACACAAGAAGGUCUACUGGUAUUGAACCUGGGGGAGCAGCCUCUCCCCUCCUUGUCUUCACCUUGAAGGCCAGGGCUACCUCUUCUCCAGACCCCAAUAAAGAGUCACGAGUCUUU